AGCGAUGCCUCGUAACAAUUCCUCCAAUCGUCAGAGCACUUCACGCAAUUAUAGACCCGCAAAAAUUGACGUGUACCAUGGGGGAGAUAAACGUGUCUUUUCAAAUUGACACUGACAAUCGCGAAAAUUUCUCGUCUACCAUUUCGUUCCAUACUUUUAAGAAGCAAAGAGACGCUUUUUAUGAUAUACUUAGAAUUUGGGAGGAAAAUCAUUUGGUGCCAGGAUGGGUGUUUCAAAUUGCACUGGGUGGCAAGAUAAGAAGCAUGUUGGCGAUGCACAAUGACUGUAGUAACUAUUAUCACAUUGCUAGGUUAUUUAAAUCGCAAUUGUUAAUAUCAUGUAUACAGAAUAGACAUCAGGAUGAUGUAGUGGAUGACGAGAGCUUGAAUUUCUUGAAAGCUUUAAAACAUGUUAAUCCUGAAAAAUUGACGCAACUCAGUAAGAGAUUUGUGACUCCUUUACCAUCGCAGAGUCAAAGUGUUGGUCCUUCAUUUCCUGGCAUGCAAGAAUUUUUUAAAGAUUUUAUAUUGCAUGCAUUUAAUCCAAUAUUUUAUACACAUUUGGAGAAUUGUUUUGUACAUGAAAUAAUGGAAUUGAAUGAUACUCAGUUUGCUAAUAGUGAAAUAGAAGACUCAGAAACAAUGGUUGAUGAUCAAACGCAACAGAAUUUUAUUACUUGUUUAGCCAGCUUGAGGCUUCUUGCAAAAGUAUUAGGCCUUUUAGUAUCAUUGCCAUAUAGGUCUGAAUCAAAUACUACUAAAGAGAUUAUAAUGACACAAAUAGAGAUAAGAAGUAAGGUAUUACCAUCAUUAAAUUUACAAGCUUGUCUUCAGAACGCCAUAAUCGAGGGCAAACUGUCACUAACGAUCCCUUGGAUAGUUAAAUAUCUAGCUAUGAUGGAUAUUGUAUCGCUUCGGCUGCCAUAUUAUAAGCAGAUCUUGGAACUAUUGUAUUAUAUUUAUCAUGCUAUAAAUCAGACCGAUCUUACUGCCCCUGAUUGUCUUAUUUCUCAACAAUCGGCUGUGCUGCUCAAAUCCAGCCUAUGUUGGUUGUUUGAGCUAUCAAACUUUCCCAGAGAUUUCUAUAUUGUUUGGCAAAAGACUUGUAAAAUCAAGGAACUAAAGAGUCUCAAACAGAUGGAAAAAUUUUUCGAAAAGAGAAAAAAUUCACAUUCCGUCGAUUGUGUGAUUCCUGUUAAAAGUAGUCUCGAUAAAUUAGAUAUAAUUACUGAUCGAACGAUGCGUAUGUGCUGUUCGCGAAUGGAAUCGACAUUCUCUUUGUUUCACGGAAACGGAACGAAUUUGAAUAUCAAUUCUAAUAAACAUAUUACACCUGUUACUAGUCAACUACGUAGAUUAGGAGGCACUACUCGUGCAAAACACUUGGAGUUACAAUUGGAGGAAGCCUUUUUCCAUGGUCAACCAGCUUCUACUCGGAAGACUGUUGAUUUUGUUUCCGAAAGAGUCGCGUCAACUUGCGUGAAGCAUAUGUGUAAUACUUUAUUGACUUCAUCGCGAGAAGCAAACUUAAAUUCUUUCAGAAAAAUUCUGAAACACAAGCAUAUUGAGAAAGACUCCGAUGAACAGAGUGAACUGUCAAAAAAUUACUUCAACGAAUUUAAGGUUUUACUUGCGAGCGACAUGAAUACAUUGGCCAACAACGCGUCGAGAGAAUUGAAGGAUCAAUGUGAGAAAACAAUUCCAGCAAUUUGCGAAACGCGAGUCGCGGCAUCGAUAGAAUCUUUAUUAGCAGAAGAUUCUUUAACGGCAGUCAAGGAAAUGUGCAUCAAGAUUGCGACUAGAAUAGCGAUGGAACGAAUAAAUCAGUGGAUUCAGUCGCAUAUUGCCGGCGAUUCCUUGUUUAUAAAGGAUAUGGAACUUGAGAUUAACAGGUUCUUUCGAAACAAUAGUCCUGUGCAUUCCAAACAGGAAAAAUAUCACAAUAUGGAUGCUCCUAAUCCUACUACUAUGAUGGACGAACUUCGAGGAUUAAUAUGGCAUAUGUUGGAUAAUAAUGGUAUAGAUUUGACUAUUUCGUCUGUAUUGAGUACUUUAGAUAAACUGUAUCAAUCAUUCAAUCAAAGAGAUGAUUUAUUACCAGGACCACAGAAAGUUUUGUGUUAUCUCAGUAUAGAUUUUGCGCUAUUUUUAGUGGCAUAUAGAAUGGAUCUCUUUACACGAGAAGUCCAGGACAAAUUGAUUAAAGUAUGGUUGUCGAACAAUUUAAGAAAUGACGAAGAUGAUUCGCCUAUGCGUAGAAUACUGUGUUCUAGAAAUAUUAUGUUAUUAAUGCAACCACAAAACGACGCUUUGUGGCCAAUUUUUGGCAAAUUUCUAAAAAGAUUAUUAGAAACAAAGAUACUUGAUGGAGAUAGUCUUAGCGAUCAAUGUGUAGCUUUAUUUAGACAAGACUGGCCUGUGCCUUUGUUAAAACUUUUAUCGAAGUGCCUGUCCGAGGCUAUUGAGGGUUACAAAGCCAAUGACGAAGCGACAGAGAAAGUCAAGUACCUCCUUGGUUGGAUAGCUGAAACAUAUCACGAGAUCGAAUUUUGCGACGAAUGCUGGUAUAACGGCGACAUGGAGACGCUCUACACCGGCGCGAUUCAUGGUUUUCCGCAACCCGGCGGCGGAAUAGCUAAUGGCGUUUCCACGGGAAUCGCAAGUUCCUUCGACCAAGACGGCGUGCUCAGCCUUAUCGUCGUGCUCGGAGGAAGUCUGUCCCUGGUGGCCCUGGUGUUUGCGUUCAUCACCUAUAGGUAA
Messenger RNA from Atta colombica, 2759 nucleotides. RefSeq names its product codanin-1 (gene dlt). Lineage: Eukaryota; Metazoa; Arthropoda; Insecta; Hymenoptera; Formicidae. Gene Ontology annotation, cellular component: nucleus. The record is from RefSeq and is a predicted model, not a curated record. Gene Ontology annotation, biological process: chromatin organization. The transcript has 11 exons. The coding region runs from base 78 to 2759 and encodes 893 amino acids.